UGCAACAUUGACACGUGUAAUUUCAUACUUUAUUCUCGUACUCUUGCGGAUGUCACGGCAAAACCUACUCUUGAGAGGUACCAGAUUAUAUAUCUCCCACUGCAACGAAACCAUCAAAACUUUCUCUUUCCAGUGGUCUCCAUGCCUCAGAAAUAAUCAGGAAAUCCUCCUCAUCUGCAACCUAUUUCAUUGAACCCAAACUCGAUCCUUGUUUUUGUAAGUACCCUUUUGCGAAUCCAAUCAGAAUCCGAACUUUUGAGUGUGUGUGAGAGAGAGAGAUCGAGAGAGAGAAUUGGGUAAGAAAAAUGAGCUUGAAUUGAAUGGUUGGGUUGAAUUUUGUUAGGCAGUUUUGAAUUUGUUGUAUGCUGGGUUAUUCUAUUGCAAUCAGAAGGCUACAGUGCUUGGUAAGGUUUUUGGUAGGUCAGAACAAGAACAGGCUACAUUCUACAAUGACUACUGUACCUGGUAUAGAGGCUGAUGCUCUCAACGUGUUGAGAUCAAUCACUCCAACCCUUGACUUAACUCGGCAUAAAGGGCAGGCUGGCAAGAUAGCUGUUAUUGGUGGAUGCCGUGAAUACACGGGUGCUCCAUACUUCUCUGCCAUUUCAGCUUUAAAAAUUGGAGCAGAUUUAUCCCAUGUAUUCUGUACUAAAGAUGCAGCUCCAGUUAUAAAAAGCUAUAGUCCAGAGUUAAUUGUGCAUCCUAUUUUGGAAGAAUCUUACAGUGUUAGGGAUGAGGACAAAAGAUCAAUAUCAGCUAAGGUUCUUGCUGAAGUUAAUAAGUGGAUGGAAAGAUUCGAUUGUCUUGUUGUUGGUCCAGGCCUCGGGAGGGACCCAUUUCUUCUGGACUGCGUGAGUGAUAUCAUGAAGCAUGCAAGACAUUCAAAUGUCCCAAUGGUAAUAGAUGGGGAUGGGCUCUUUCUUGUUACAAACUGUCUUGAUCUGGUCAGUGGAUAUCCCUUAGCUGUCCUUACUCCAAAUGUGUAUGAAUAUAGGCGCCUUGUUGAGAAAGUCCUUAAUUGUGAAGUAGAUAGUCAAGAUGGAACAGAACAACUACUUUCUCUUGCCAAACGGGUUGGUGGUGUGACCAUUCUCAGGAAAGGAAAAUCUGAUCUUAUUAGUGAUGGUGAAUCAGUCAAGUCAGUGAGCAUAUACGGUUCUCCCCGUCGUUGUGGUGGCCAGGGCGAUGUACUUUCUGGAAGUGUUGCAGUAUUCCUAUAUUGGGCCCGUCAGCGUGUUGCUGAAUUGGAACCGAGGUCGAACCCGACAAUGUUGGGGGGCAUAGCUGGGUCCAUUUUGGUGAGGAAGGCAGCAUUGCUUGCAUUUGAGAAUAAGAGAAGAUCUACCCUCACUGGAGAUAUCAUCGAGUGCUUGGGAAUGAGUCUGGAGGAUAUUUGUCCAGUUAACCGACAUCGUUAAUUGGGAUCAGGUGGAAUCAACUGUACUCCCAAACUUCACUCCUAUUCUUCUACCUUGCUCCCUUGUUUUCUUCCUCGUUGUGUGUACAAACGAUCGAUGAUCUUGUAUGUCUUAUGUAAUGUUGAUACAAAUAUCAGAUUAAGUGACUUGUGGCAACGCCUGAGGACGAAGCGUUUACAACUUGUAAUAGAGGCUAAUUUUCUUUUUGACGAGUUAACUUAUUGAGAAUAUAGUUGUACACAGAAAAGCCUGUGCAAUCGAUCUACUUGAUGCUGAUUCGAGCAACUAUACACGAAAUACAACAAUUUGUU
This is a messenger RNA of Ilex paraguariensis (yerba mate), 1729 nucleotides long. Lineage: Eukaryota; Viridiplantae; Streptophyta; Magnoliopsida; Aquifoliales; Aquifoliaceae. The record is from the annotation of a GenBank genome assembly.